Yamadazyma tenuis ATCC 10573 is the source of this 1521-nucleotide messenger RNA. RefSeq lists its product as uncharacterized. Lineage: Eukaryota; Fungi; Ascomycota; Pichiomycetes; Serinales; Debaryomycetaceae. The record is from RefSeq and is a predicted model, not a curated record. Gene Ontology annotation, molecular function: RNA binding.
AUGCAGUUUAGAGAACGCUCCGAAGAGAGAAAGGAUGAUAUUAAAAGGCUGGAUAUCCCCUCAGCGAUAUCCCAGGAAAUUUUGGAGUCGGUGGUGGUUCUGGGUGCAGAUUUACGGUCUGUAUCCAAAUCCACCGGGAAAAACACCACUAAAGAACACCUCCAGAUUUGGGAAGAAAACACCAAUACCGCCAGAUCCACUAUCACUGAAAUUUCCACUGUAUCCACUAGUGUCAGCUCCAGCAAUGAUACUCGUACCUCCAGAAAUACCAAUGAUACUGGUAUCACUACUGGGAAGUUGGAGACCCCAUUCGAUUUCAACAAAGAAAACGAACCUUCUUCCGUUAGAGGAAAACCCUCCGCUUGCGUUUUUGUCGCCAGCUUGUGUUCUACCAAAUCAGACGAUGUGUUGGGUGCAGCUGUAUCCAACCAUUUUCUGAAGUAUGGCCAAGUGACAAAUAUCAAGGUGUUGAGAGAUGUACGCAAUCGCCCAUAUGCGUUUGUUCAGUAUCGGACUGAUGAAGAUUGCCACCGGGCGAUCGCAAAUGGUCAUAACAGCCUUUUGCACGGACGUAAAUUACGCUGUGAAGCUGCUAAAGUGAACCGAACUCUUUUCAUUGAUCUUCUGACUCCAAGAAGUCAGUCUGAGGUCCGGAAAGUUAUCAAGGGAUUGGGUGAAACAGAACAGAUGUUGGCAGCCGAUAAGCAUGGUGUACCUUUACAAUUUGAAACGUUUUCACAGUUUUGGUUCAUCAAAUUUGUGUACCGAGAUGAUGCCAUCAGAGCAUUCGCCAGUUUGUCUUGUGAGCGGUACUACCACAUCGAAUGGGCUCAAAACAUCGAAGAGAAGGCUUUUGGAAAAAGAGAUAGACCUGGUAAGACACCAGUCCCAUUAAUGGGAUUUGACAAGUAUUCGGUUUUUGUUAGUCAUUUGGGUAACGAUGUGGCUGCAGCUGAUUUAAGGGAACGGUUCAGUCGUCAUGGCAGUAUCACCAACGUGCAGUUCAUUUCAAGGCAGUCCAAGCUUAAUGGCAGCAGUUUUGCGUUCAUCACUUACGAAGAAGAAGUUGGAGCUGCAAGAGCAGUGGAAAUUGAAAAUCACUCGAUGUUGAAGGACAAGAAUAUCCAUGUGCAAUACAAAGAGAUUCACCACAAGCACAACAACAGCCAUAAUAAAAAUCCACUCGGGGUUCAGUUAGCUCCACCUCCAAUUAAUAUGUUGAAGAGGGUCAAACCUUUUCAUACUCAAGGAGGACCCAAAAACUUCAACAUGUACAAGGAACCCAAAGGUGACUCCGUAACUAGAGGCGUAGAAAACAGCCACUACUAUUAUGUUUACAAUAACGAAGCACCCAGGUUCUUUCCCAGUACCGGCCCUAACCAUGUCCUCAAUAAAAACCAAAACUUGAACCCUGACUUGGAUACUGACACCAGUUCCAGUUCUACCUCCAGCAGAACCUCUGAGUCAAUUAGAAACAACACAGAUCCUGCCUUGUACAGCUACUACUAUUAUCCCUAUUAG